Molecule: messenger RNA, 1597 nt
Organism: Cimex lectularius (bed bug)
Lineage: Eukaryota; Metazoa; Arthropoda; Insecta; Hemiptera; Cimicidae
Product: leucine-rich repeat-containing protein 27-like
Exons: 9
Coding region: 238-1428 (396 amino acids)
Molecular function (GO): protein binding
Source: RefSeq, a predicted model, not a curated record
UUCUCCAUUAUACCAAUGUGGAGCUGACUAUUUCAUACUUUUUGUUAUAUCAUGUAAUAUUUUGUUAUAAAGACUAAAUCUAUGAUCUUAGCAUUCUGGUUUGCCUAUUUUCGUUGGGUUGAACUGACUCGUUUCAGCAAAAUUAUAUAUUCCAUUGACAAUCUUUUCAUCUAAGGAAAUGAUACGAUGCAAGAAAAAUGUUCAGUCUUCUGAGUGAAAGAGGGUGCCCGUGGGUAAAUGAAGGGGGCCAGGGGAUCAGGAGACGCCAAGAAUACCACGUCCAAGCCGACCGCGGAGAAAAGGGGCACGGCGGACAGCCAGCGAGAUGAAAAAGGACAAUUCAGGGACAAGAUCUGGACACACGCGGAGCAGAAGAAGUACCUCCAGAAGCUGUCUACCCUGGGCCUCCAGGUCGAGCAGGAGCCCAGGGUAGCGUCGGGGGUCAUCGAAGGACGCGGCAACUUUUUGGACCUGAGUGGACUGAACCUGAAACUUUUCGAUGUCAGGGAUCCCAACGCAAAAAUAACUCUAGACAACCUGAGCUACCUUUACCUGAGUAAUAACCAAUUGGAAAGAAUUCCCUCUGAAUUAUUCGCCUAUUGCCCAAAUCUCAUCUGGCUCGAUCUGAGGCGAAAUUUGCUGAAAACUUUCCCAACGAGUGUUGUGAACAACGCAAGCCUCGAGACUAUACUUCUACAGAGAAAUGGGCUCAAGAUAAUACCGCUCGAGUUGGGCUCUUUGCCGAAUUUGAAAACACUGUCCGUGAUCGAAAAUCCAUUGGAGUUUCCAAAUCGAACCGUACUGACUACAUGCUCGACCGAUGCUAAGUUGAUUGAUUAUUUGAGGAGAUGCUGGGAAAACCAGUCGACCAAAGAUGUGCCAAUACUGAGUCCAAAUAAGACUGAAGACGAAAAGAAAAAGAAAACAGUCAAGAGAAUUCAACAAGAGAAGAAAUUGCGUAGCCUCAGCGAAAUCGUCUGCGAGAAGAAAGACUCAUCAAAGAUAAUCGAUCAAGUAGUCGCUGAGAAGAUAACGAGCGAACUUAGAUCACAAGAGAAGACAAUCCAAAAGGCCAAGGACAAAGAGACUUUGAGGAGUUGGCGCGACAGGAAACGCCGCAUGGAGCGUAAUGAGUUUAGAUUGCCAAAACCACCGCCGCCGUUUGGAGUAGAUCCAGAUGCCAAAAUGCCUUCAAGAAGAGACCUCAUGUCCAACUUAAGAAUCGAUAUGAAAGGAAAGCCAAAACGAAACUCAAAAGAUCAAGUAAAUUUGAACCGAGAAAUCGAAGAAUUGAGAGUGUCGCUUCAAGAUAUGGUGAAAAAGAGGCAAACGGACGACCCCCACAAAGAAAUGUCAACGAGACUCAAUGAGAUAAGAGCUAUAAAAGAUAUCCAGAGGAAGCUUGCAGCACUUAAAAAGAUCAGUUGAUACGAGGAGGUUUAGAAAUAAAUUACUCAAGAUUUUUUUUUUCUUUUUUUAUAUAAACGCCUUUAAAAUUCAAAUUAUCAAGGAUCAUCACGUUAAUUGCGCACAAUAGCCUACAGCGUUGUAACCUAUGAGAAUAAAAAAAUAAAAGCACAAAAUGCAUUAAAAAAAA